AUGAACAGAAUUCGGAUUCACGUUCUGCCGAGUAGAGGGCGUCUGACGCCGGUGUCCAGGACCUAUGAAGCUCUUUCCUGUGCCUACACACACCGCCCAUGCUCCCAGCCGCGUAUCGAUGGCUAUGAGUUCUGCAUCAAACACAUCCUGGAAGACAGGAACGCUCCCUACAAACAGUGCAGCUAUGUCUCUAAUAAGAACGGGAGACGCUGCACUGUGGCCGCUCCUAAACCUGACAAAAAGGAUGGAGUUUCAUUCUGUGCUGAACAUGCAAGAAGAAAUGCACUGGCUCUUCAGGCUCAAAUGAAAAAGUCAAACACAGGGCCAACCAGUGAAUCUUUGUUGUACCAGUUGAGUUCAUAUUCACGUGGUGACCUGGGCACCCAAAACCAGGAAAGCAGCCGAAGCGAGUCAAGCCGGAUACUUGACGAGGACAGCUGCAGUGAUAGCGAUCAUGACACGGUCACUGUGGAUCAGACAUGGAUGGGAGACCUUGACAGUGAAGCUGACAGCCUGGACAGUGAUCAGGAGGACCCACUGAAGCAUGCUGGAGUGUACACAGCAGAGGAAGUCACUCUCAUAAUGCGUGAAAAGCUCAUCCGUUUGCAGUCUCUCUAUAUUGACCAGUUCAAGCGACUACAACACUUACUAAAGGAAAAGAAAAGGAAUUACUUGCACAGUGUUAAAGCUGAACAUGAAAGUUUUGGCAGUAGUCUUCUUACUGGACCAGAAGGUCUGUCUCCAAAAGAACGUGAGAACCUGAAGAAACUAAAAGCAUUACGUAGAUACAGGAAGCGAUAUGGUGUGGAAGCUCUUUUACAUCGGCAGUUGAAAGAACGGCGUAUGUUGGCUACAGAAGGUGUAUCACAGCAGGGUCACACCACCAGAUCCAGUCAACGUUGCCUGGCCUUUGUAGAGGAUGUACGUUGUUCCAACCCAAGCUUACCUAUGACUAGGCACUGCCUUUCACAUAUCUGUCAGGACAGCAAUCAGGUUCUUUUUAAGAUGUGUGCAGGCUCUGAAGAAUUUCCCUGUAACAAGCCACUUCCAGUUAGCCUGUCCGAAGAACCUUGUUGCCCCUUACACUAUCGGUUACCUUCUCCAAUGUACCAGUCUGAGCCAGUGUUGCCGGCUCCAGAGCAGAUGGAUGUGGCUCCCAUGGAGCUUUAUUUGAGUGCAGCUGAAUUGCAGCCUACAGAAAACCUGCCCCUUGAAUUUAGUGAUGACCUUGAUGUAGUAGGUGAUGGAAUGCAAUGUCCUCCAUCUCCUCUGCUGUUUGACCCAUCUGCAGACAUAGCUUUGAAGGAUAUUUCAAGAACCUCACUUGACCUACUGGCUGAUGAUGCAGAACGGAACAGUACAAGUCACUCUUUACUGCCAGCAGAGUCUCUGGUGCGAUCUAUCGGACAGGUAUAUAUUGUGUCCCAUAUAUUAGAGGGCACGGUGUACAUAAAGUGUACAUUACCCACACAAAUGUCACUGUACUGGCUGAAUUAA
This is a messenger RNA of Staurois parvus, 1497 nucleotides long. The record is from the annotation of a GenBank genome assembly. Lineage: Eukaryota; Metazoa; Chordata; Amphibia; Anura; Ranidae.